This is a messenger RNA of Suillus paluster, 957 nucleotides long. RefSeq names its product ribulose-5-phosphate 3-epimerase. Gene Ontology annotation, cellular component: cytosol. The transcript is spliced from 8 exons. Bases 128 to 805 code for a protein of 225 amino acids. Gene Ontology annotation, biological process: pentose-phosphate shunt, non-oxidative branch; carbohydrate metabolic process; pentose-phosphate shunt. Gene Ontology annotation, molecular function: D-ribulose-phosphate 3-epimerase activity; metal ion binding. The record is from RefSeq and is a predicted model, not a curated record. Lineage: Eukaryota; Fungi; Basidiomycota; Agaricomycetes; Boletales; Suillaceae.
AGGUGCUGUAGAUCGAUGUGAUUCCACCAAAGUUACUUUCAUGUGGUGUGUGUGGGGACUUUCACUCGUCAACUCCUCAUCGUUGCAACCACCUACAACAUCACCAUCGACAUAGAAUUUUAGAACCAUGCCCCGCGCUAUCAUAUCCCCCUCAGUCCUGGCCUCCGACUUCGGACAGCUCACUGCAGAAUGCAAGAGGAUGAUGAAAGGCGGAGCGGAAUGGCUGCACAUGGACGUCAUGGACGGCCACUUCGUGCCCAAUAUCUCAAUGGGCGCACCAGUUCUGUCGUGCGUCUAUAAAGGCGUCCCGGACAUAUUCAUGGAUUGCCAUAUGAUGGUUGCGGAGCCCGAGAAAUGGGUGAACGACAUCGCGGACGCAGGUGGCUCGCUGUAUUGUUUCCACAUCGAAGCAACGUCCGAUGCUGUUUCGCUUAUCAAUGCCAUACAUGCACGGAACAUGAAAGCCGGAGUGGCCAUUUCUCCGGACACGCCGUCCACAGCCAUCACAGACGAGAUAGGCGCAGUAGCGGACAUGCUCUUGGUCAUGACCGUUUACCCCGGACGCGGCGGCCAAAAAUUCCUCGAUCGGUGCGUUCCAAAGGUCACGGAACUGCGCGCACGGUUCCCGGAAAAAGACAUCGAGGUCGAUGGUGGUGUUGGACCUAAGACGAUCGAUGUUUGUGCCGAUGCAGGAAGCAACGUCAUCGUGGCAGGAACUGCCAUUUUUGGUGCCCCAAACCCAGAGGACGUCAUUGCUUCGCUGAGAGCUACCGUUACUACUGCUCAAGCGAGGUUCUCCAAGUAGAUGACAAACUGCUCAUCGCACAAUAUGUAUUGAGUAAUUAGAUUUCACCAUGCGUUCAUGUCCCUUGAAGGUAGCACAAGUUAUGUUAUAUUAAAGUAGACUACGAUUGGUCGAGCAGGGCACUAUGGCCUGAACCAGAAGGGCAGUAAGCA